Messenger RNA from Gopherus flavomarginatus (Mexican gopher tortoise), 1242 nucleotides. Its product is annotated as 17-beta-hydroxysteroid dehydrogenase type 6-like. The coding region runs from base 286 to 1242 and encodes 318 amino acids. The record is from RefSeq and is a predicted model, not a curated record. Lineage: Eukaryota; Metazoa; Chordata; Testudines; Testudinidae. The transcript has 6 exons.
CGGGGAUGGAACGGGAGCGGCCGUGUGUCAGAGGCCCUGUACUGAUCACAUGUCAUGGAGAUCCUCCGCUAUCUCACAGGGCAGAACCUUGCCUCCUGGCCUUUCCAUGCACCGCCCCCAUCUAGCGCUCCGUUACCUCCCCAGGACCUCUGCCCAGCUCCGCUCUGUGGGGCAUAAAUUUCCUCACCUUCGCUGCGUCCAUCCAGUCCGAAGGCUGCAGAGCAGGCAGACCAGGCGGGAGCUGGUGCCCAAGGCAAGCGGAGACCUUGUUUGCAGUGUGGGAGGAUGUGGCUGUACCUGGCCGCCCUGCUGGGGCUGUAUUUCCUGUGCCGAUGGUACCGGGAGCGGCAGAUUGUGGAGAACCUCCGAGAGAAAUACGUCCUGAUCACUGGCUGCGACUCCGGCUUCGGGAACCUGCUGGCCAAGCAGCUGGACGUGCGGGGCCUGCGGGUGCUGGCGGCUUGUCUCACCCAGCAUGGCGCGGAGCAGCUGAGGAAGGCGACGUCGGAGCGGCUGCAGACAGUGAUCCUGGACGUCACCCGCACCGACAGCAUCGCCGCGGCCACCGCCUGGGUGAAGGAACGAGUGGGGGACAAAGGGCUCUGGGGCCUGGUGAACAACGCGGGGGUUGCCCUCCCCCUGGUCCCCAACGAGUGGCUGACCAAGGACGACUUCAUCAGGGUGCUGGAUGUGAACCUGAUCGGCCUGAUCGAGGUGACCCUCAGCUUCCUGCCCCUGGUGAAGCGAGCCAGGGGCCGGGUCGUCAACAUGGCCAGUAUCCUGGGCCGGUUGGCUUUCUAUGGAGGGGGCUACUGCCCAUCUAAGUACGGCGUGGAGGCGUUCUCUGACAGCCUCAGGCGUGAGCUCCGGCCCUUUGGCAUGAAGAUCGCCAUCGUGGAGCCGGGCUAUUUCCGCACGCCCAUAAGCGAUAUGCAGAGCCAUCUGGAGUCCCUGGAGCAGAGCUGGCGCCACGCCCGCCCUGAAGUCAAGGAGAGCUACGGGCAGCACUACUUCGACAGCUGCCACAAGCUCACCAGAGAGAUACUCACGACAAAGCCCAGCACCAACCUCUACCUGGUCACCGACUGCAUGGAGCAUGCGCUGACGUCCCGCCACCCCCGCACCCGCUACUCCGGGGGCUGGGACGCCCAGUUCUUCUACAUCCCCCUCUCCUACCUGCCCACGGCCUUGGCGGACUGGGUGCUGACCUGGAGUUGGCCCCGCCCAGCCCAGGCUGUGUAA